This is a messenger RNA of Dendronephthya gigantea, 1035 nucleotides long. RefSeq lists its product as uncharacterized. The transcript has a single exon. Bases 1 to 1035 code for a protein of 344 amino acids. NCBI's taxonomy places the organism in Eukaryota, Metazoa, Cnidaria, Anthozoa, Malacalcyonacea, Nephtheidae. Gene Ontology annotation, biological process: DNA integration. Gene Ontology annotation, molecular function: nucleic acid binding. The record is from RefSeq and is a predicted model, not a curated record.
AUGGCUGAAGUUCGUGAGCGAUACUGGAUACCUAGACUACGUCGCCUUGUGAAGCAGGUACGAAGCAAAUGUCAUGGAUGUGUGCGAUUCCGCGCUCGUGCGUAUCACAGACCACCGCCUGGACGACUACCAGUUACGCGAACGCAAGGAGAAACCCCAUUCCAAGUGAUAGGAGUCGACUUCGCUGGACUAAUCAAAUACAAAACAGCAGGAAAAGCGGAAAAGAAAGCGUAUCUGGUACUUUACGCGUGCAGCCUCACAAGAGCAGUUCAUUUGGAGCUGUUGAAAUCAUUGGAGGUUGUCCAAUUUCUGCCUAGCCUAAAAAGAUUGAUCGCUCGAAGGGGGAGACCACAAAUCAUAUACUCAGAUAAUGCCACUACGUUCAAGGCUGCGGCAAACUGGCUGAAAAAGGCAAUUGGAAAUGAGAUCAUAAACGGUUUCCUUACGGACAAGGAGAUCCAUUGGAGGUUUAACCUGAGUCGCGCACCCUGGUGGGGUGGACAGUUCGAGCGGUUGAUCGGGCUCUUUAAACGAUGUUUCUAUAAAAGUAUCGGGAACGGUAAUCUAACCUUUGAAGAAUUAUCAGACGUGAUCCUAGACAUAGAAGUUGUAAUGAACAAUCGACCGUUAACAUACGUUGAAGACGACGUAGAACAAACUGUUCUCACCCCCGCAAGAAUGUUGCAGAUAAAUCCAGUUAUCUUACCUGAAGUGGAAUCUUAUCACGUUGAGGACCACAGCCUUCGGAAGAGAGCGAAGUUUCUUCGUAGAUGCAAGGAUUUGUUGUGGAGACGGUGGUAUAGAGAAUACGUUCGUGGGCUAAGAGAUCGACACCGACAAGAUAAUGGGAAAAACGCAGAUCAUCCCAACCGUGGUGAUGCUGUUAUCAUCGAAGGAGAGGAGAAGAACAGAAAUUUAUGGAAGAUGGGCGUAGUCGAAGAGCUGAUUCGAGGGCGUGAUGACGUAGUACGGGGAGCAAAGAUCAGGACGCCAAAUGGAAUUCUUGACGUGCAAUACAGCAACUCUACCCGAUAG